AUGCAAGUGUUCCGUCGUCACGGCUCCAUCAUCCACGUCAACGUUCGCGUUGCCUUCCUAAACGUCUUUUUGCUCUACGCCUUCUGUAAGUUUCGCCCCUAGCUUCUGGUCGCACUUCUGACGAAUUCAGUCUUCAUCACCGAUGAAGUUAUCAAAAUGCUCGGAACCACGCAGCGCGGCCUCUUCUGUGUAGAUCCAUCCAUCCACUACCCGAGAAAAGAAAGUACUGUGAAGAGCCAUGAGCACCGAAUAUACAAUAUCACUCUCACCGUUCUGGCCGUCUUCCUCGUCGAGGCGUUCCGUCAGUUCUCCCGGAUUCCGCGAUCGACACUCGUCUACCGAGCUGGGAAAAGAGAAAUACCUCGAUACUUAGUCACCGUCCUCACUUUUGUCGGUAAGAACAUGGCAUUCCGAGACUACGUGCGGGAAUGCGAAACUUUUCAGGUUACUGCCAGGUCGGGUACAUCAUGAACGAAUUGCUCGUCAAGUUCGUGAAAGGUUUUAUUGGUCGACUCCGCCCAAACUUCUACGAAACCUGCAAUCCCCUUCCGAUCAAGGAUGCGAGAACCUCGAUCCGAAUAGAUACGUCGAGGAAUUUACAUGCGCGGGGAACCCGGAAGACGUGGCCGAGUCUCGGAAGAGCUUCUACAGUGGACACUCGACAGUCACCAUGUACUGUGCCUUCUGGACCAUUCUCUAUCUUCAAGCUCGACUCAAACCAGCUCUCCGCAACAAUGUAGUUGUCGCCUUCCUGCAACUCCUCAUCAUGACGGGCGGUUUGUUCAUCUGCUGCUCCAGAAUCUCGGAUAACAAGCAUCACUGGAGUGAUGUGAUCACGGGAAUAAUUGUCGGAAUGAGUCUUGCUUCUAUUGCGGUGAGAGAAGUGAACAAUUGCCUAAAAUUUUGAUAUCUUCAGGCUGUUUGGUGGGGAAAACUAUUCAAGAGUGAGGAGAUUGGAGAAGAUCUGCAGGAUGACAAGUCUGCUGAAGCCAAUGAGAAGGAAACGGUCUGA
This is a messenger RNA of Caenorhabditis sp. 36 PRJEB53466, 1012 nucleotides long. The record is from the annotation of a GenBank genome assembly. Lineage: Eukaryota; Metazoa; Nematoda; Chromadorea; Rhabditida; Rhabditidae.